Messenger RNA from Phialemonium atrogriseum, 759 nucleotides. Its product is annotated as Mss4-like protein. The transcript is spliced from 3 exons. Gene Ontology annotation, molecular function: carbon-sulfur lyase activity. Bases 199 to 609 code for a protein of 136 amino acids. NCBI's taxonomy places the organism in Eukaryota, Fungi, Ascomycota, Sordariomycetes, Cephalothecales, Cephalothecaceae. The record is from RefSeq and is a predicted model, not a curated record.
CUCUCAAGUACUUAAAUGAGAACCCCGCGUCCGCUCCCUCACGUAUGAGCUUCCUGGUCUUCCAAAUAUCAUCCAAAUACCCAAUCGAAAGCUCUAUUUGAUUUGUCGGCCUCUCUUGGUUCUGGUUAUCUGCCCCGGAACAACAAACACACAAACAGAACCCAGAACACCGUAACAUCCCUUCCCGUCGUUGCCAACAUGGUUCUCACCGGACACUGCCUCUGCAAGGCCGUCACCUACACUGUCGAUGUUGAUGCGCCCUUGAUCACUGGGUACGAUCAUUGCGAUGAUUGCCAGCGUCAAUCGGGCUCGACCUACUCCCUCGUGUGCGUCGUCCCAAAGGACAAAUUGACUCUGAACGGCCCGGUCAAGAAGUGGAAGGGUGUGGGCUCCUCGGGCCAAGCCGUCUGGCGACUGUUCUGCUCCGACUGCGGAUCCCCAAUUGCCCACGACCCCGAUGCCGCACCCGAGAUCAUUGCCCUCAAGGGUGGCACCCUCGACUCUGAGAUCAAGAAGAACCUGAAGCCUGACACCGAGAUCUGGACUGUCGGCAAGCUGCCCUUCUGCCAGGAGAAGCUUGCGAAGCCAUUCGAACACAUGCCGCAAUAGAAGCCUCCACAACAGUAGCGGUGCUUGUGAAUUGAAACUGGUAUCAAGAGAACUGGUCGUCCCACAAGGCAAAAAUGAUGAAAAAUGGAAAAUACAGAAAGGUACAUUAUAUAGGCUUCAACCAAGACAACUCCGUCCCCUUUCUCUAAG